UAUUAAGUCCAACUUGCUUCUUGUGUUAUUACUGGCCAUCGUAAAAAAUAUCAGUAUAUUUGGAACUAGACGAGGUUCAUGAGUGCUCCGGGACUGCAAUUCUAGCUCCCGUGUCUAAAUGUUGAUCAACAGCAACGAGAUAUCUGAGAGAUAACCGUUGAUGAAUUAACAAGAUUUUUUCAUCCCAGGGGUGGCUGCGGCGCUUGUAGCAGUUACAGUCACACGAGCUGUGCAAUCCAGCCAUUCAAACCCAUCCUAAGGAAACUUUUGCACCAAAUUUUUAUUAAUGAGCAAUUUUAGGCCGAUACUUCAUCUUCUCCAAACGAAUAUUUUCUGAAUCAAGAAGAUCAUAUCGUGUGAUGAACUUCUCCGAUGUUACUGCUGUCGUCAACAUGAACCCUCUUUAAUAUUCACGUAGUGUUUUCUCUUGGGUUUCAUAGUGGAUCAUUCUCCGUUCGCGAGAAAGAGAAUAUAUGAGCAACGCGGUGGUUGUCUGGAAGCAGUGUGGCUCUGUGUCUGUCAAUCUUUGGAAGUGUACUCAGACUUCAGCAGAUUUUCUUUACAAUACGUCGACUGAUUGGCAGUCAGUGUCUGUUGAGAGUCAUCCAUUCAAGUGUACCUAGACAUUGGAACAGACAGUUGGCUUUGAAUAGAGGGAACUGAGUAGAGAUGGUCAUUACGAGGAGAACUGGCUACAAGAGAUGCUGCAAGGAUUUGGUAAUUCUGGCUUGAAGAGAUUCUGCAAUGAUUCUGGUUGUUCUGUCUUGAAGAGAUGCUGCAUGGAUUAGGUAGUUCUGUUCUGAAGAGUGUGCUUGAAGGAUUCUCUUCUAAUUCUGUCUGUAGGAUUCUUCUAGUUCUUUGCAAGGAUCAUGGUAGUUCCGUUGGGAAGAGCACGAUUCUAGUAGCUUCAGCACCACAAACUUAAAUUGCUUUCUCACUCGACAACUUUUAAAUUCCUCUUUGAUGUUGUAAUUCCUGUCCUGUUAAUUAGAUAUGGCAACAUUUGAAAAGUCAUUGCCUCGUUGCCAUGGACAUAAGGGCAUAAAAGGAGAAAAAGGGCCAAAGGGAAGCAAAUGCUCCCCAGAGGUGAGAGGGGAUUAUAGCAAAGGAGUAAAAAGGCCAGAUUUGAGUAGACUUUUAGACAAAAUGAGCUUCCGAUUACGGCGGUGCAAAGUGGUGUAUAUCGGACCAGCGUAUAAGGGAUAUGACUAUGACCAAGAAGGAGAUGAUGAUGUCUUCGAUGGGGAGGAGGAGGAGGAGACGCCUCCACCGGCUAUCCCACGUGCUGCAUGGAGUCUUGACGAUGAUGAAAACGAGCCCGAUGUAUUAACGAGCGCAACCACGCAAGAAUCUCGCAACGUUCCCCUCUACUACACUACACCACCGAAAGCAAAUAUGGCAAACAUGGCUGUUGAGGACCGAAGGGGUAGCUUAACAGGAAGUAAAGGUCUAUCACGGUUAGCACGACGACUCAGUCAGAAAGAGCGACGGACGCGUGAUACAGACGGCCUAGAGAAACGAACUCUGCGACAGAGAUCAGUCAGUUUAGAUUGGACAGAGAAAUUUAGUGUGAAAAAUGCAUGCCAACAAAAUAAAGAAAAUGAAACAGAAAGUGGUGAUGGCCGACGGGUAAGCCUGCUAACUGCGGCAUAUACAUCUUGCAACAACGAUGAUAAGACAUUAUCCACGUCUCCAAGCAUGCCGUCCAAGCUGGCCAACAAGAGUGGGGGCGUGUCCCCUAAUGCUAAACUUAUAAGAAAUACAUCAGGCAAACGUAAAGGAAGCGCUGAUGUAAUUGAUGGCUCAUUAUUAUUUCUAUCGAGAGUUGAGAAGAAGAAACUAGAACGAAAACUGACUGGGAUGGAUUCACAAGCCUUGUUUGAUGCUGUUGAGCAUCAAGACUUGGAUGCAGUCAAAACUCUUCUUGAGACAAGUAAUUACGAUAUAAACUGUACAAAUGACGAUGGUUUCGUUCCGUUAGAUAUUGCUAUCAUGACAAACAAUAUGCCUCUUGCCAAACUUAUGCUCAAACAUGGUGCUAAAGAAAACACAAAAUGGUUCAACAACCAGCAAGUUCUCGAAAAGUUGACGGGUCUCGUAAACAAUGCUGCGCGACGGGUAGUCGACCUAAUGGCAACAGUGGUGAACGGAGCAUCGGGAAAGGCCAAUAUCUCGAGCAGCCAACACAGAGACAAUGAGAGACUUCUGAGUUUCUGGGAAUUCCGUCAUCGGUUACUCAAGAGGAUGAAAUUAGGAUACGAACAAGCAACCAUCCCAGACAGUCCGACCACAGUUACCUUAUACGUCGCCAAUAAUUCAUCAUUACUAGUCAAUUUCAAAGAACCAGCCAAUCAUAAUGGAGCAAUCAUUACACGCUAUAAAGUUGAAUGGAGCUGUUUUGAGGACUUUCACCCCCUAGCGGGAGAGACUGUGAUUAAUUCGGAUGAGCAUCGUUAUCAGAUUCCAAACCUUACACAGGGUAACACAUACUAUGUACGGGUAACAGCUGGCAAUAUCAAGGGCUAUGGACCAUUUGCAGCAUCCGACCCACCAUAUGCCGUGCCAUCAAGUUGGCGGGAAGUCGACAACAUGCCACCGCGGUCUGAUGGAAAAUUGAAAUUGUUGGAUACGCUAUUCACGAAUAUACGAAAUGCAAGACCGGCAGAUGCAUCUGAGAUUAAAGACACCGUUGGGGAAUCGCCCCUUCAUCAGAGGAAGCCAAACGUCAAGAAAAGUUUCAAGAAUCUCUUCACAGCACCGAAAUUUCAAAAGAAUCUCAAGAGCCGUGGUGUUUACAUCGCCAGCCUUUUAUACAAUGAGGACCGAGUCCUAGUCGCGGAAGACACCAUCCCCAUAGUAGAAGUCGAUGAAAACUUCACCAGCACCAGUCUCCACACGGACUUUCAUUGGAUGAUGAAGGUCGCGUGCACUUGGGAGGACGUGAAAUCGCUUCGUCAAGACAUGGACAAAAACUCCAGCUCGAGCACUGUGCAUUUCCGGAGUAAACUCCUCCAAGCCGCGGCCCAGCUUCAGAAUGGGCUCGGAAUCCAAGACCUGGGACAGUUUCAUUACCGCAUGUUCAAGGAUUCAGUGGGAACUAUCAUGUUUGUCAUCGUCAAUCAUAUUCGUGAUCCAAAAUCGGUUAAUACGUCAAACACCAGGUGGACACCUUUGACAAAGUUACAGAAACGACUCUCCGUGCCGACGCUGACGGAAAAUACAAAUGCAAACGCUCUCGACAUGGUCAUGACUAGUUUAACCGAAAUCAUUCGUUACGACGCAAACAGCAAAAAGCCCAUGUCACCUGGACUUUACCUCGGCUACCUCAAGCUGAGAAGCUCUGUCGAUCUUAUCCGCGUCAUGGUCCCAGAGAGAAUACCCAAUAUCGUUCCACACGUUAAGAUACGCGGAUGCCCUAACGUCUCAAGAGAAGAAUGGGAGUGGGUGCAAAAUCUCAGUGCCAACGACGUCAAAGAAGACCCAUCGCCGGGACAGGUCAACUUUCAGAAUCUCCUCACAAACAGUUGCAAAGAUCUUCUGAAUAAUUUAGGAAUCUCCGAGGAUGACGCAAUCAGUCAUCGCCUCUACGAUCUAGAAGUGAUCGAACUCAGUGACGAUGUGUCUUUUCUCCUACUUCUGCCACCUGUCGAACACGUAUGCAGCGUCCCCGGUCAUAACGAUGAGCUUUCAAGCAAGGAAGGCUUCCUGACGCCGCCGGUGCAAGUCUUUGAAAUGGUCCAUAUGUGCACGUAUCAGCGAGACUUCAUCAACCGUUACUCACGAUUGUCAUCAAUAUUAGAGAUGGAUCUACAACUCGCUCAACAAGCCCAGCGAGAGGCUUUCUCCACAGAAGAAGUCACAGCGUCAAAAGAGAGGCUAGAAAUGGUGACGAAGUUUCAGGCAACUCUUGACGAGGCGUGGCGGGGGAUGAGAUGGACCAUGGACAUUAUUACUUACGGCAGAGAUAAAACUGUACGCGGUGGUUUACCGUUAGGCGUCCUAUACGCACCACCACCAUCGCCAAACUGUUCACCAGAAAUGUAUCGUAAAGAUAUGGAACAUGUGACCUCUAGCGCAAGUGACCUUGGUUACCAUAGUGAUCGAAACUCUGCCGAUUAUAAUAUGGACACACAGAAUAACCAAAGUCGUGAUAGAAACAGUGCUUGUGAUAUGGACAUGACGGAUUUCACGGGUGAUAGUACGGUAACCAGCGGUUACUGUUCGCAUAAUUUAAGUGACGAUGCUUCGUUAGUGAGCAAUGCAUCAAAUACAAUGCCGGGCAUUUUACGCGUGUUUGCAGCCUACGAGACAGGACUCUCUAAGGGUACUAGUGUGAAGCUACAUGUAACACUGCGGACGACUUCUCGGGAAGUCAUCGACCUUGUUGUCCAGCAGUUAAACCGCGCAACUCGCAUGCGACAUCCGAGUGGACCUUUCUACACUGACGAACAAUUGGAGGACUUUUGUCUGGUUGCUGUGAUAGGGGCUCGAGAGCGGGUACUGAGAGACGAUUAUCAACCGCUGACUCUUCAGAAUCCCUGGACGAAGGGUCGUUUAUAUGUGCGCAUGAGAAGUGACCUAUUGGCUGCCUUGGAACAAACACAAGUGACAACUGUGUAAUGAGAGAAUGUAACAUUAAGGUGUUGAGGAAUAACAAACAUCAAUGGACUGGGGACAUAUUACCACCUUCCUUUCGACCUCUCUAAAGCAUUCUGUCAUUGAUUUUGAGGGUCUGUUACUUUAUGCAAAGUAAAAAACAAGUUAAAUCAAGCAAUAUUCAAAACUGCUACUGCUACAAAACUGGUAAAAAUAGGAGCUUAAUUUGUUUCUAAACUUUUCCGAAGGGGAUUGUCAUGAUUGGUAUAACCCUCCUAGAUGAAGAAGAUGAUUCUCCAGUCCAUUUGUAUUUGAUGCCAGUGAGAUCAAUGUCAGAUACUAGAACUAGGCUCUCUGUUAUAGGAAAUGUCUCUCUUCAGCAACUCCUGCUGAGCUGAGCCAAAGACCAUGUGCAAAAUGAUAUGCUAUGGAUGUGAUAGUGUACAAUGGCUGUUGCUCAUCUUAGGUGGGCUUAGCUAAUCCCUUGUCACCCCCAUGACACAGAAUGCUUUCUCAAAUUUGAAAUGGUCUACAUAAAGUGUGUAGUCAAACUCUUCAAAUUACAGUAGAACCUGUCUAUUGAUGACACCCUUUGGACUGACAAAUGCUGUCCUUAAUUGAGAGGUGUUCUGAUUGCAGAGGUCAAAUUCAAUGGAAAUUACCAAAUGCGAUGUCCCUAAUAGAGAGGCUGUCCUUGGUUGGGAGGUGUCCGCUAAGUGAAGCCACACUGUAUCAGCAUGUUUUGUUAGUAAGGUCCGCUCUAUUCAUUUGAGGUGAUCAAAGUCUACUGAUGGCGUCUUAUGGGGAUGACAAUCGAUAUAAAUGGCUUCAAUGUGCAAGACAAUCUAGGAAUCAUAUACCCAGUGAUAUACAAUAUGUGCAUGAACACGUGGAACAGACAGUUGUACGCGUUCAUCCGUCGUUUGUUAAGUUUGAAUAUGACAAUUAUUCACAUGGAACGGAUAUAGGAAACCAAAUUGAAGGGUCUCGUUCCAAAACUUGCUAUGAUCCGUUUUGAAAUUUUGAAAAAUGCAAAGAAUGAAAUGAAAAUGAAAAUGAAAAUUUAAAGUGCUAGCAUGGGGUUUGUCGUGAGAAAAUAAGCACAAUAGACGCUCUCCAUUAUAAGGGACACUAUUGGAGCUGUAAGAAAUGCUGUCUUAGAUAGACAUUUAUAAAAACUGAGAACAGUUGAAUAGAUGUGACCGAAACCAGUGUCCUUAUUAGAGAGGUGGCAGAGGUGUCCACUUGAGGAGGUUCCACUUUGUCUUAAACUUGACCAGAAUGUAGAAAUAUUAUGCAAUCAAAAACCUUUAAAAAAUGGUGUUUUCACGUUUUGGAGCGAAACUCUUCGAGACCUGUGCCAAUCUGCAUUUUUAUCGAUAACAACACAAUGUGUUUUGUAUCAUCAACUAUGAUCUGUGUAAAGUCACAUUAUCUAUUUAUUAAAAAAAGCAAUGUAAAUGUCCAAA
Messenger RNA from Lineus longissimus, 6065 nucleotides. RefSeq names its product ankyrin repeat and fibronectin type-III domain-containing protein 1-like. Bases 994 to 4620 code for a protein of 1208 amino acids. The transcript has 16 exons. Lineage: Eukaryota; Metazoa; Nemertea; Pilidiophora; Heteronemertea; Lineidae. Gene Ontology annotation, cellular component: spindle. Gene Ontology annotation, molecular function: protein binding. The record is from RefSeq and is a predicted model, not a curated record. Gene Ontology annotation, biological process: regulation of establishment of bipolar cell polarity; signal transduction; establishment of mitotic spindle orientation.